UGAGGUCACAAAAAAGUACCUGGCGAAUUCUAGCGAGUUUUCACGUGAAACACGCGGUCAAAAGGAAAACAUUGUGAAAAGUGAAUAAAAACUGUGGAAAAAUUGUGAAAAUAAUCCUGGAAGACGAUGGGAAAGACACGGAAGCAGCGAGUGCGCAAUGGGAAGGUUGAUCCCAUUGGAGCAGCUGAUGCUGCCGAGGAGGAUCUGGUGCCCAAUACAAAGUCCGAUGGUCCAGUGAUGGUGAUCCUGGAGCAAUUGCAAUCUCCCAAUCUCGAGGAGAAACUCAGUGGGCUGCAGAUGCUAUCAACAAUCUGCCACAUCCAGCAGAACCUCAUUGAAAUCCUGUCCAGUGAUUUGAUCAGAAUUGCUGCCCCAUUGCUCAUGGAUACGACCUCCCCGGCGCUCCGGCAAGCUGCAGCCGGAGCUUUUAGGAAUUUGUCAGUUUGUGGCGUGGAAAUGUGUGAAGUUCUGGUGGAGCAGGAUGUCCUAACGCCCCUGCUGCAGCUGCUACAGAUCUAUGCGGACAAGGCUGACUGGACACCAAAGUUUGACCAGCAAUUUGACAAUCAAUUGGAUGAGGUGAGUGACACUUUCCUGCAUGCUGUAAAUGUACUGUGGAAUCUCUGUGAGAGCACCUCCCUUGCCGUGGAUAUGUUCAAUCAAACCCAGCUCCUGGAGAGCUUUGUCCGUUGCCUGAAUUUUGAGGUUUUCGGGAUGGAUAUUGCAAUAGCUGUGUCUCAGUGUUUGUUGAUCAUCUCUGAGGACAAUCCUACGUCCUGGAGGGUCUUGAGUUCAAGCGGGGCAGUUUUUGGGGGUCUUCUUACGCUCUCCGGAGGCUUUCCGGAAGUCCUCUUGCGCACUCUAUCGGCUGGAAUUAUGGCCAAUGUGCCAGCUCUGGCUGAACCCUACCUUCAGCAAAUCCUAACCUCCCUAUCUAAGACUUUGGAUGAGAAUCACCGGACAGUUCUGGGCAGUUUGAGCAGUGAUCUGCCUCUGCUGCAGAAGGAAGAAGUGCCAGAAUUGGAAGUUACCGAGGAGAGUCGGAGGAUGGAAGUGGAAGAAAGUGAGGAAGCUGCAGCUAAGCGAAGACGCCGAGCUGAUCUUCCCACGCCCCUGGAGACCAAAGUGAAGCAUGUCGGAUGGCUCCUGGAAGCUCAACGAGUUGCCGGAGAGACCCUGACAAAUCUCUCCUCGGCAGAUGACGAUGCCAAUGUCACGGAUGACUUCGAGGAGGAUUCAGAGGCAGAGUCUGUCAAUGACUUUGAUCCCGCCACCGGGAUUGUCGUCUGUGACAAACUUCCCAUAGAAAUCCUGGAAGGGAUCAAGUCUCUCAAUAUCAUCGAGAAACUCUGGCAGAGAGCUCAACCACUUCCAGAAAAUGUCUACCAAAUCCUCCAGGAAUGCGAACGGGCCCUAACGAAAAAGCUCAAAACUCUCCGGAUAUCUGCCCUGCUCUGCCUCCAGAAUCUCUGCAAUACCAUGUCCACGGAUGAUCUGGGAGGAGCUUCGGCCAUUUACAAUGUCUGGCUCGAUUUGGGUCAGCAAGUAUUCCAAGGAGACAAUGAUGCCCAUCUCCUGGAGGCUUCUACAGCCCUCAUGAGAGCCUCCCUGGAACACCUCAAAGGAUGCCCAGAACUCUUUGAGAAGAUGACAGAGAAUGACCUGCAACUGAUGCUCAAUGGAGUGGAAAGUUGUUCAGAGGCUGAAAUCCGGGCCAAUUGGUUGAGAAUGUUGGGAAUUCUUGGGUGUUUGUUGCCGGAAAAUCUUGUUAAAAUCAUCAUAACGUUCAUUCUGGAGACGAGCAUGAAAGAGAGCGAUGCCUGGGCUAUUUCAGAAGCCAUGGAUUCACUCAUGGACAUGUUCUCGGACAAUGACUGGAUCCAAAUUGUUUACGAUGUGAACCUGGUGCAGAAAUCGAGAGAUCUUGAGAGGAUUCUCAAAGCAAAGCUUCGACAGCAGAAAAGGGACCUGGGGGAUCGCUAUCCCGCUGUAGCUACUGUGAGAACAAACCUGGCCAGAUUCACCAAGUACGUCGAAGCUGGACUGAAGAAAUACAAACCGCUGACGUGAAAAUCACUCAAAGUCGUUGCAAUUGAAAAUAAAAAGAAAAACUUAGUAAUUUUCAUUGUAAUUUAAUUGUAUAGAGAAUGUGCUUUUUUUUUAAAUACUUCUACAAUGUAAUAAGGAUUAUUGUAUUUUCUACAACUUCCGGCAGCGUCUCCGGACUCGACUGUAUGCUGCUGUAUUCAUCAUGAUGAAUAAAUUGUUGUAUAAAUUAA
Molecule: messenger RNA, 2279 nt
Organism: Phlebotomus papatasi
Lineage: Eukaryota; Metazoa; Arthropoda; Insecta; Diptera; Psychodidae
Product: HEAT repeat-containing protein 3
Exons: 2
Coding region: 127-2070 (647 amino acids)
Biological process (GO): ribosomal large subunit biogenesis; protein import into nucleus
Source: RefSeq, a predicted model, not a curated record